CUAAUAAAAAAAUAAAGUAAUAAAUAUUAUUCAAAUAAUAAAAAUUAACAAUAAAUAAUACGAAGCUAAAAUAACGAUUAAAAAAAAUAAAUACAAAAUAUAAUAAAAUAUUAAAUAAAGUAAAAUAACUAAUAAAAAAACUAAUAAAAAAAUAAAGUAAUAAAUAUUAUUCAAAUAAUAAAAAUUAACAAUAAAUAAUACGAAGCUAAAAUAACGAUUAAAAAAAAUAAAUACAAAAUAUAAUAAAAUAUUAAAUAAAGUAAAAUAAAAGAAAAAAAUUAAAAUAAAAUAAAUUAAAACGAAAGUUAUAUUUUACUUUGCAAAAUUUAUUGUUGCAUUGAAGUGAAUUAAACUUAAAAAAAGGAAAAACAAAAUUAAAUAAAUUCAAAUUAAAAUCGAAAGCAAAAACAAAAAAUAAUACUACAGAACAAAAUACAAAAAUUGUUUAAAGAACUUACAAAAAAGACUAAUAAAAUAAUAAUUAAAAUAACAAAAUUCAUAAACUCUAAAAAAAAGAAACAAAAAAUAAAAAAAAUAUACAAAAAUAUACAAAAAUAAAAUAUAGAAAAAAGUUGCAGAAAAACUCAAAAAACAAACAUUGAAUAUACAUGUUUUCAUACUAAUUUUUUAUAUAAAUAAAUAUAUACAAUAAUAAAAUUUAAAAAAUAAAAUUGUGUAUAAAUUUUUUUUUUAUAAAUUUUGUUUAACAAAAUUAAAUUUUUAGUAUUAAAUUAGUUGGUUUAAUAAUUUUUGCAUGUUGUAUACCAUUUUUAAGCCUACUUUUAAAAUAUUAAAGAAAAUAAUAAAAAAAAUAUUUUAGCCUAUUACAAAAAAUUGUAUAUUUAUUGUUGUUGACUUAAUUGUUUUUGUUAUUUGAAUGUAUUUAAUUAAACAAUAUUUUAUAUAUUUAAAGAAAAAAACUCCCAAGACUAAAUAUACGGAAAACCUAAUAUAGGUUUUUAAGAAGUCACUUAUAUUUUUUAUACAUAUUUUUUUUACAAAAUACUCUCAACACAAAAUUUAUUAUUUAAAACUAAAAAACAUCAUUGUACAUAAUUCGUUGUAAUUCCCCAUAUAUAUUUAUAUAUAAAUAUAUGAAAAUUAUUAUGAGCACGUGGAUUUUCUGCGUUAAAGACUUGGUCAGAGGCGAUCAGUUACUAAGUGACUUAGUAACUGAGUACUUUUGGAUUGAAGCACAAUUUUCCAAAGUGUUUACCAAUCAUAAUAAAAAUGUAAAACCACCUGAAAAUAAAGACUGUUUUUUAAAUAUCUGAUAUUACAAAUAACUAAAAAACGAUAUCAAAAACAACGACAACUUUUUUUUUACCAAAAAAAGCAAAAAACAAACGAACAUCUAAACGAUUACAACGAUUUUAAAUAAAACGAUUUUUUUUAAACAACGAUUAUACUUUUAAUUUUUUUGCAAUUGUGCCAUACUCUAAACUUGAGGGCCGUUUUGCCAUUCAUCCGAAUUUAUAUAUAACAAUUAUUUUCCAAUAAUUGUUAAUUUAUCUUUUCUAAGAAAAGCCUAUUGUAAAUAUUUUUAAUUACUAAACCAAAUAAAAAAAUCCCCCCAGAAACUUAAGACAUAUUAAACAAAAAGACGCUGAUUUUUUUAUAUUUAUUUUUGUUUUAUUAUAUUUUGUUGAAAAAAAAAACAUUUUGUUGCUUUAAAAGCUAUAAAACUACUUUUGCUAGUCAAGGCUAUUGAUAUUUUAUUAUAAUCCGCCCUUAUUGUUAUAGAACAGUUUUUAAACUCUAUUUGUAUGUUAUAAGUUUCGUUUUUAUAAGAGGAAAGAAUAUUAUACCAAAUUUGUUAUUUAUUAAUUAAGCUAUAUGAAAAACUUAAAUGUAAAACCGUACCAAGCGUACCAUCCUUAUAAUAUACCUGCAAAUCAUCAGCAUCACCAGCAACAACAACAGCAGAACCAACAACAACAGCAUCACUCUCAUCAGCAUACACAGCAUCAUCCGCAACAUCAUCACCAGCAACAACACUUCUCAAAUAGUUCUUAUAACAACUUAAACCCUUAUACCACAAACUCCAGAUAUUCGCAUAACUCUUAUACUGCGGCUGCAGGCCAACUUGCACCACCCCCAUCUUCGCCUUCAGUAAACACAGCAGCACAAAACCACAACAAUAAUAAUAAUACACCACCUACGCUUGGCGGUUAUUUAGCAGCUAAUCAACAUCAUUUACAACAACAGCAGCAACAGCAACAACAACAACAACAGUUAUUAAGACUUCAACAAAGUUAUAAUCCACAGCAGCAGCCUACACCAACAACCACAAAUAUGUUGAGUUUAAAUCAAAAUAAUACCUACAAUUAUAAUUUCCAUUUCAAUGCACUGUGUGGUAGUGCUAAUACUAGUGGUGGUGGUGUUGGUGGCAAUGCAAGCAGCGGCAAUCACAACAAUAACAAUAACAACAACAUCAAAUCAUACCACAACAAUAACAGCAAUGCUCUCUCUCGCCCCCAACGACCGAACUCUCUGAACCUCAACGUCAUGGCUUCUUUGGCCACACCAAUUUCCGGCUCCGCCUACUCACUACCAUCAGCAUUGUCGUCGGCAGCAUCAUGCACACCAGCCGUUUCUUUGGGUCCCUCAACAGCGCCUUCGUCACUCUCUGCUGCAGCAGCAACAAGUGGUGGUAAUAGCGCUGGUGGUGGCGGCGUUGGCAGUGGAUUUCCUUUUACACCUUCAUCAUUUUACAAUCAAAGAGAAAAUUUUUUUAAUUUCUCUGCGGCUAAUGCUCACAAUUAUUUGCAACAUAGUUUUAAUAACAUGCAGCAACAACAACAGCAACAACUGCAGCAGCAACAGCAUCAACAACAACAAUUGCAACAAUUCCAAUUAUUGCAACAGCAAUUAAAGCAGCAACAAUUUCAAUUGCAAAAUAAUAAUCCCACCCAAUUAGCAAAGAGUAGCAGCUCAUCCAACACUUUAAAUACCAAUGCUAGUGUAUCAACAAAUAAUGGAGCGAAUUUCGCUAGUGUUGGCAACGCUAACAGCAACAACAAUUUAGCAAAAGUUGCUGAAGUUUCAACCAGCACUUGUGCUGCUGCUAGUAGUUCAACAGCUAAUAACGGUAGCAGCUCAACAACCAAUCAAACAAAUAAUAACAAUAGUGGCAACAACAACAAUAACAAUGAUAAUAAUCAAAAUAAUAAUAGCAAUAAUUGUGAUCGUCUUGCCAUGGAUGCCUGUGAAAUUGCCAAUUUCCUUGCUAAUGAGCUAUUUAUGCAACAGCUCGUUUCUAUGGAAUGCAUGCAAACAGGUGUACCCACAUUGACAACACCCACCCUAACACCCACAACACUGCGUAGCAUAGAGGAAUCCUUUAUCCAACUGACAAGUGAGCCAAUCAAUGCACCAUAUCAGGCGGGCUUUAUACCACCACCAUUGGGUUCAUACAAUGCCACCACAACGAAUAGCACCACUAACAAUAACACGAAUGCCUCAACGAUAACAUCCAGCCAAAUUACAGGCAGCGGCUUGACUGCGGCCGCCCUUAGUAAUGCCUAUUUGGGCGAUAUCAGCGGUGGGGCCAGUCUGCACAAUUAUAGCAAUAUCAACGAUUCGGAAACCGAAGAAAACUCUCAGGAAUCAUGGAAUGACCAGAAUAUGCAUGAAGAGAAUUCCAUGGCCACAACAGAUAAUUCAAGUGCCGCCACUGAUACAGCUUCAUUUCAAAAUGGUCUUAAUGGCAUGGGCGUAGCCGGUAAUCUUAACAAUUCCAAUUCAUCGACCACCAAUGAUUUCACCACUGUCAAUUUGGCAGCCUUGGCUGCGGUUACUGCAGCUGCAAAGGCGUCUAAUCUUAACCACUCAAAUACCUCAUCAAGUGCCACUACAAAAAAUUCUACAUCCGCAACUCCCAGCACAACACGCAGGGGUGGUGGCCGGCGUCCCGCAUCAAAUGCCAAUAUGACGCCCGAAGAGGAGGAGAAGCGUCGAGUGCGUCGAGAACGCAAUAAAUUGGCUGCGGCUCGUUGCCGCAAACGUCGAGUGGAUCAAACCAAUGAGUUGACCGAAGAGGUGGCCAUACUGGAGAAGAAACGUGAGGAGCUGCAGCAACAGAUAGAAUUUUUGAAUGGUGAAAAACAGGAAUUGGAAUUUAUGUUGGAGGCCCAUAGACCCACAUGUGAAAAGGCCGAGUUAUUGUCCAUGCGUGCAUUGGGUGGUUCCAUGGCGAUCAAUGCUUCGAAUAAUAAUAAUAAUAACAACAACAUCACUGGCCUUGACACCACAUUGGCCUCAACGGCCCGAAGUAAUUCCCCCGUGGACUUGAAACCAGUAUUGAAUGAUCAAUUGUUAGCUCAAAUCAAACCUGAACCCCUAGAUUCUACAUUGGAUUCCAAUUCCUCUUUGGAUGGUCCUCCCUCGCCCAAAAAGAUGUUGCUGUCCAACAAUAAUCCCAUGAUACCACCGCCCCUCCCCAAUGUAGCCACAUUAUCGGCCUCUUUGGCUGCCGCCGCCUCGGCCUCCUUGAACACACCCAUUGUCACUACGGCUCCCAUAAGCUUUUGCUCAGUAUUCUCAAACAAUGCGGUAUUGCAGACUAAUUUGAUAAAGCCCAAUUCCAAACAACGUCCCAACUCAUUGCCCACAAUGCCCAGAAGCUCGGCGGCCCAAGGAGCUUUGGCCCUGAACAUGGCCGACAAUAAGCAAGCGCCCACAGACAUUAAUGGUGUGGCCAUACAGACCCCCUCCACGGGCAUGUUCAAUUUCGAUUCCCUCAUGGAUGGCGGCACUGGUCUAACACCCGUCUCCGGUCCCCUAGUGCCUACAUGUUCAUCGCAAAACAAGCAUCCCUUGGAAUUGGUGACACCCACCAGUGAACCCUCCAAGUUGGUUAGUUUAUAACAACAAUUGGAAUUGGAGGAGUAGAGACUAUGAGGAUGAUGACGGUGAUGAUCAUAAGCAACAAACACAACAAAAAAGAAACCUGUGACAUGAGGAGAGAGAGUGCAAACGAAGCUGGUCUUAAUUAAAAAAAAAACAACAAAACAAAACAAAAAAGAAAAACUUUUAAAAAAUCCCUAUUUCAUAAGAAAAAGAAAAAUUCUUACAACCUAAUGAAAUGAUUGUAGAAGAAGAAGAAGAAAAACAAAAAACCCAAUUACUUUCUAAAAGUAUAUAAUUUUUUUUAAAAAAAGAUAAUAAAUAAUUUUUGUAUGUUUAAAACUAAAUUUAAUUAUUAAGUAUAUAACAAAACUGUGUACGAAAAAGAAAAAAAAUAAGCGAUUAGUUUUUAAGUUUAAAAUUCAAAAAUGUCAUUACUAUGUAUUUUUUCGUUGGAAUAGCAGUAGGAAAGGAGAGAUUGAGAAAAAUUAACAAAAAAAAUGUUUAAAAAAAAAUCAAUUCAAUCUGGCAAGACCCCAAAGCCAACAACCACAAUCAAUCAAGCAUCAUCCAUUAUACCUUAAUUACAAAAACAAAAUUUAUUUCCCUAGGGAGACAUACACUUGCAAGACAACCAUAGCCCCUGCCAAGGUUAGCAUAAUGGAAGAACCAAUUGUUGAAAGUAUGUCCAAAUAUCAUGUUAAAGCUACGCAUAAAUGUCACUCAUACCAGGAUGUUGUUUUCUUUUAAUUUUAUUGCUCACCACACCUUCCCCCUCACCAUUACUUCACUAUUAUUCCUUUAUUUUUGUAAUUUUCUUUUUCAUAUAAUGUAUUAUUAUUUUUAACUAUUUUAUAAAUAACAACAUCAAUGAAAUGAGAGAAAACCCAAUUAUAUUUUUUAAAAAUAUAAUAAAUAAAUACCCUAUAUCAAUAUGAUUUUUUUUUUCUAUUAAACAUCCCUGAGCUCAAAAGAGAUAUGGUAUAAAAAAACCAAUAUACACACACACAACCAAACUUUUUGUAUAAUUCUAAAAAUUAUUAUUUGAUUUUUUUUUUUUGUAAUUAUAUCAAGAUUGCUGUUAUCGUUUAUGUUUCGUCAUUAGUUUUUAUAUUUGCUUUCUCUUUUUUUGCUUAUAAUUUUAUAAUUUUUUUUAAUUCUAUGUGCAAUUAUUUAAAAGAAAAACAUCUUAUAUUUAUUUUUUUAAUAAAAAAACAAUCAAAGAAAACUAAAAAACCAUAAAAUAA
Stomoxys calcitrans (stable fly) is the source of this 6095-nucleotide messenger RNA. It is a transcript of the gene kay, whose product is annotated as transcription factor kayak. Gene Ontology annotation, molecular function: RNA polymerase II cis-regulatory region sequence-specific DNA binding; DNA-binding transcription factor activity, RNA polymerase II-specific. The coding region runs from base 1837 to 4869 and encodes 1010 amino acids. Gene Ontology annotation, biological process: regulation of transcription by RNA polymerase II. Gene Ontology annotation, cellular component: nucleus. The record is from RefSeq and is a predicted model, not a curated record. The transcript has 3 exons. NCBI's taxonomy places the organism in Eukaryota, Metazoa, Arthropoda, Insecta, Diptera, Muscidae.